Messenger RNA from Microbotryum saponariae, 3751 nucleotides. Lineage: Eukaryota; Fungi; Basidiomycota; Microbotryomycetes; Microbotryales; Microbotryaceae. The record is from the annotation of a GenBank genome assembly.
AUGUCGCCUCCCAAGAGGUCGGACCAGCACGCCGACGAGGACCUAUCGUCGGUCACCCCCAGCUCGAAGCGGCUCCGGCUCAAACGCACGCACGCAAGCACCUGGUGCGAGCAGUUCCAACUCGGCCCUCAGCAGCAGCAGCAGCAGCAGCAGCAGGACCCUGCUCGUCAGAGUGCCUUGAGGACGGUCGCAUUACUUCACUCCAUGACGCAUGAAACGAGGUGGUGAGUUGCCCCCUGUUUGGGGAAUGGGCCGCUGGCCUAUCGGACUGACCAACAUCCGCUCAUCUCGGUGGCAGCUCUCCGGCAUGGUCGUGCACCAAUCUCCUGGCCGUGCCUCUACCACCCAACUUUACCGGUCGCUCAUCCUCGUCUUCGUCCCCAUCCUCAACUUCAAACCGACUGGCUGUGCACCUCACCCACCUCGCAGUCAGCGCAUCGGCACCCCGACCUCGCCUCGACCUCUCCCUGUACCUUCCCCCCUCCUCAACACCCUCCCACAUCACGCACCUCUCCUUCUCCCCGUGUGGAGCCUACCUCCUCGUAUCCUCAACCUCGCACACCGGCGACAAGGCCGAUCGUUUGACCGUCUUUGAGCAGCUCGAAGGAUGCAUCGACGAAUGGGCGAUCCUCUGGCACGAGAGCUUGGACCGCUUCGGCGCGAACUCUUCUGAUCCGAACACGGCCAAGACGCUCGUCAAUACGAGGUGGAUAGGCGAACCCAAACAGGUGGGACCGACGAAGACGUGCGCGAUAGAUAGAGCCGAUCGUGCUGACGCUCCUGCUCUCCCGUUCCCACAAGUGGUGGCCAACAAGUCCAGAGCAAUCGACCUCGUCGAAACCCUUCUUCUCUACCCCACCUCGAUCGGCACCCAUACCGGGAUGCGCGUUCGUCGCUGUUCUCUCCAGCUCAGAGGUCGGUUCACGUUCUACGACCUGCUUUGCGGCUCUGUAUCACUAAACACUAAACUCUUCUCUGCUCCGCCCAGGCCCUCUUUGUGCACCUCCCCCGAAUGACCCCCAUGAUACCGCUCACCGCUCUCCUCCCCUUACGACCCUCGCCACCGCUGACCCAUCUCUCCCUCACCGCGCUCCCAACCGCCCCUUCCUACAUCCCCGGAGUCCCCGGUGCGUCCCCCUCCACCAACGCCGUCGAUUCCAUCGUCGCGAACCUCGUCGACGCCACUUCGAACCUCACCGUGCCCAACCCAACACUUACGUCCGGGCCCCAAGCUCUGAAACAAGAACUCGAAGCCGCUCAAGCGGGUGCCGCGUCGAAGACGGCAAUGAGGCAACGUCGAGUUGUUAAAGCGGCUUUAGGAACCGUCGGGGGUCCGUCGAUCAGCGACAAGACGGCGAUUGAAUUGGGGGAAACGACGUUCUUGAUCGCGACGAGCUGCAAGGCGAUUCAAGGCAAGAGUGGGAGGGUUAGGAAGCCCAAGAAUGAGAAAUCUGGAGAACAGGCGGCAACGACGGCGACGACGGCGACGGUUGUUCCUCCGACGGUGGCAGCGAGGGACUCGCCCGAUCCGGACGACGACGAGUUUGGACUGACCGAUUUCAAUGCUCUCGACGAAGCGUUUGGGAAUGGAUCCCCGAACAAGGUCGGUGCGGGAACGACGAAUGAAGAGGACGAGCAAGGUCUGAAAGGGGUUGAGGAAGGGGACGAGGUGUGGGAUGAAGGGGAAGAUGCGCAGGGGACGAUCGAGAUGAGUGAACUAAGGAUCGAGAUGGGGAUUGCGGCGGAGGGACCUCAAGUCACGUUGAGACCUUUGGCAUCGGUCUUUGUGAACGAGCCGCAUUCGGGCGAGCAGGAUGAUGGAGGAACAUUGCAAGGCGAGUUGGUGCAGCUCGAUUGGAUCGAACAGGUCGCUGGAGUGGUCAAUGGUCUGCAUUUACUCGCCGUAACGACGACGGUGUCCUCCUCCGACGAAUUGAACGGCAUGUCCGACCACGACGCCAAUCUCGUACCCACUCCGACAUCGACAUUGACGACCUGGUCCUUCUCGGAAGAGACUUACGUCCUCGCCGAAGCCUUCGCCUCUUUGGAACACAAGAAAGGCGAAGCCACGACAGGGCAAAAGGAAUGGAAUAGUCGGAGGAUGCAGAGCGUUACGAGGGAGGGGGUAGUCAGUUGCCUUGACGCGAGGCAUGCAAAGCUCAGAUUCGGGAGUGUAAUGAUCGGGGUGCAGGGGGGUGCAGAUGAAUUAGGGACACAAUUGAUUGUGCUGGAUUCAGAGACGUUGCAAGAGGUGUCGGGGAUGGUUCCGACGGUGUUGCAGAGGAAUGAUCGUAAGCAACAGAGUGCAGGAUUGUACUUUAGGCGUUGCCCGGCUGACUCGUGUAUGGGAUCAUUAUGAACAGUCUACUCCGAACUGGCAUUAUCAACUUUGAGUGCGCUCGUCUGCUCUCUACCAGUCGGCUCGGCUCGCUUCUUCCGACCUACGAUCUGCGCUCUCAAUCUUGGCGCCGUGGCGCAAGGUCAGCCACGUCCCACUCUGCGUUCUGCUCGGACAAUACACUGACGAUGUUGCCGCUUUCCUCAGACACUUCGACACUAUCAACGCGACUUGCGCUCUCGUUCGUUCAACGGUCUGACAACUCCGACAUCAUUGGCCGAAUCAUCGGGGCCAAAGAUGAUGGUCAGUCAUAGAUGAUCCGCCGGUCCGGCGAACUUGCUACCGAGGUUGACGUAUUUGUGUCCAACAAAACUGUGCAGUGCAAACUCUUACAAUGAUCGUCGAGACUCGAAACAAGCUUCAACGCAUGCUGCCCGGCUCGACUGUGUUUGAGAACACGCCUUUGAUGUUUGAGUUAAUGGGAGCAAUUUCGACGAUAUACAAGUGGGUCUAGGAACUCUUUCGACCUGCGACACAGAGCAGUGCUGACGAGAGGGCCCUACUCAUCGCAGCUCCUCCCUUGGUCUUGCCCUCCGCGGAUCGAUCGCCACCGAUCUCCUCCGCCUAGGCGUCUGUCUCCGCGCCUACCGUCAAUGCGAACGACGCGACCGCAACCAACCCAUACCCGCCCCAUCAGAUCCCUCCAUCCCACCCUACCGCUGCGAAUCCGAUGCCGUCUGGCACCUCAUUUCUCACGCCACCUGGUUCUGCGACUUUUCGCGCCACCUCGCGCAAACCUGUUCUUCCCUACCCGACGACCUUUCCAAACCCCUCGGUCCUCAUUGGGUCUUAUUGCUGCAUCCUUUCCCGCGAGGUCUAAUCAAGUCCAUCGUCGAAGCGAUCUUGGGAUUACAGGCUUUCCUAAGGGGUUUCCCUAUCCAUCAGAAUUUCACGGUCGACAUGGCCAAGAUGGUGUUGGAUGAUGCGGUCGAGUACAAUGGACUGAUCUUGACGGAGUGGAGGAAAGUGCUUGAUGGGUUCGAGGGUGCGGUCAAAGUGGAGCCAGGGACGAUCAAGGAUGCGUUGGUGGAGUUCUCUCUGCCUCCGGGAUCGGUGGAUUCGAGCGUUCUGUCAACCAUCACCACAGCACUUUCGAAUACAUCCCUCUUCCUACCCAGGGGUCUUCCAACCCCAUCUUCCUCAGCGGACCCGACUUCCCCUUCCACGACCUACGACAUCGUACGACGCUGCAAACUCGAUCGAGUCGGUUCAUUCAAGGUCUGUACGAGGUGUGGUGAAAAGGCGGAGAGGAAAGUUGGGAAUGAAACGGGGAAAUGGGCGGCUUAUGAAUUGGGGUGGGAGACGAGGUGUAUGUGUGGUGGGGCUUGGAGGGCGGAGAAAGUGGUGGUGUGA